AUGGCCAGUAGCACCGAGAAAGUUCAAGUUGAAUAUCGAGAAUCCGUCCAGAGCAAAUCCACGACGGAUUCCAUGGCGACUUCGCCAAAUAACCUUAAUAAGAUCUACAUCACGGUCGAGCCAUUAGGUGAAGCAGUAUCAAAGGCAAUCGAAAAAGGGGAUAUCGGGGCGAAUGAUGAUUUCAAGAUCCGUGCUCGCAAAUUAGCUGAUGACUAUGGCUGGGACGUUACAGAAGCUCGAAAAAUUUGGGCAUUCGGUCUCGGCCCAGAUGAUUCUGUCAACAUGUUGGUUAAUCAAACCAAGGCUAUCCUGCAUCUCGUAGAGGUCAGAUCGCAUAUUAUUGCUGCCUUUCAGUCAAUAACAAAAGAAGGCCCUAUAUCUGGACUACCAAUGCGGGGCGUCAAGUUCAAUAUCAUGGACAUUGUUCUCGCUGAUGAUCCUGCCAACAUGGGAGCCAACGAAAUAGUUGAAACUACCCGUCGAGCUAUCAACGCUUCAAUCCUCUUGGCGAAUCCUGGUCUCUUGGAGUCUGUACACUCAGCAACGAUACAAAUUCCAGAGACUGCCUCAAGUAUUGCCUCCGACAUCAUUACCAAACGGGGUGGUAAUAUCUUUUCUGAAGUCAAAGCUGCUGGAGCUUCACCAUACACUAUCGAAGCCUAUAUACCAGCCAAAAAAUCUUCCGGUUUAGAAACGAUCCUUCAGACAGCUAUCAAGGGCCAAGUAUCUGUACAACUAGUUCAUGACCAUUGGCGACCUCUCGAAGGUGAUCCGCUUGAUCCAGAGAGUCAAAUUCGAAAUCUUGCGAUCGAACUCAGACAAGAAAAAGGUCUUCCCGCCGAAAUACCAUCAGCCGAGACCUACUUCGAUAAAGCUUAG
Orbilia oligospora ATCC 24927 is the source of this 879-nucleotide messenger RNA. RefSeq lists its product as uncharacterized. Gene Ontology annotation, cellular component: cytosol; ribonucleoprotein complex. Bases 1 to 879 code for a protein of 292 amino acids. The transcript has 3 exons. NCBI's taxonomy places the organism in Eukaryota, Fungi, Ascomycota, Orbiliomycetes, Orbiliales, Orbiliaceae. The record is from RefSeq and is a predicted model, not a curated record. Gene Ontology annotation, biological process: translational elongation. Gene Ontology annotation, molecular function: GTP binding; translation elongation factor activity; ribosome binding.